GUCGGCAUUACGACCGGUGAUCACCACUUGAGCCCCAUAUCGGGCGAACUCGACGGCUGUUUGGGCGCCGAUACCACCGCUCGAGCCGGUGAUCAGCACUACUUUACCCGCGAAUGUAUAGUUGUGAUUGCAAACACAACCAACCAAGUUGUUGAAUUCAAACCGUUUGGUAAAUUAUUUUGCCAUGUGUCAUUUAUGCCGGCAAUCGCUACAUACGAGUCCCGUCUUUAUAAGCUGUCCGCUGAAGAGUUACGCCACAGGUUUCGCCAUAAACUCCAAUUGAAUCCAAGCGGUGACACCACUGAUGACUUAGAAGUGGGUGAAUACGCGAGAAGUCGCCACCAGAUGAUAGCUGUGCCGAUACUAGCGCUGGCGGUAAACGCCGUGACUAUAGCGUGUGUGUCGGCCAUCGCCCCGAAUACUGCGGCCCGACGUCGGCUGUCGACCAGACUCUACAUAGGACUGCCCGAAGCGAGUGCUCGCAAACAGAUCAUCGAGAAGUGCUUGAAUGGUGUGAACCACUCGUUGACUGAUUCGCAGAUCCAGUCGUUGGCCGACCGAACCGACGGCUACUCGUGCGCUGAUAUGAAAGACUUGUGCCGCGAGUCGGCACUGAAAGCGGUAAAAUAUUUGCUUUUAUACAGGAUAUUCAUAAUAUCUUAUGGCAACGCAACUCAUAGACCACCCACAUCACACUGCAACAUAGGAUGGACGUAUCAACUGUUUAUCAAAGGACUGAAAAAUGGCAUUCAAAUCAAUGAUUUGGGAAAGUGUCCCAAAAGUCAACGAACGGAGUAUUCAUUAACUCAAUUAGAGAAAAAUUGGGAAAUUGAGUUAUUAAGAGCUAAUCCAAGUCUUGUGAGAGCACUGGUUAAGACAUACUUACCGUAUCUAUGGAUGCCAUUAUUAUUUCAAAUGAUCCAGGUACUCUUGAUAGAAAUCUGUUCAGUCGUGUCCGUCAGUCGGCUUAUCCGAUACUUUUCGGCUGCGAAGUCGGAUCCAAAUGCCAUGUCGUAUAUGACUGCGUGUGGAUUUGCGACCACUAUUGUCAUCGCAUCACUAUUUAUGGUCUUAUUUUUUCAUCCGUAUUGUCUUAUAUGCUAUAAAACAGCGGUCAAAAUGAGGGUCAGUUGGUCUGCACUCCUAUACCACAAGUCUCUGCGACUAAAGACCACAGCCUUUGAAAAGACAACUAUCGGACAGAUUGUGAAUCUCAUCACAAAUGAUGUCAACCAAUUUGAUCCCUUGGCAAUACAUCGGUUCCGUAACUUUGGUUGGAUU
This is a messenger RNA of Medioppia subpectinata, 1281 nucleotides long. The record is from the annotation of a GenBank genome assembly. NCBI's taxonomy places the organism in Eukaryota, Metazoa, Arthropoda, Arachnida, Sarcoptiformes, Oppiidae.